This is a messenger RNA of Cydia pomonella (codling moth), 1105 nucleotides long. RefSeq lists its product as uncharacterized. The record is from RefSeq and is a predicted model, not a curated record. Gene Ontology annotation, cellular component: membrane. The transcript is spliced from 7 exons. Bases 75 to 869 code for a protein of 264 amino acids. Lineage: Eukaryota; Metazoa; Arthropoda; Insecta; Lepidoptera; Tortricidae.
UUGAAAAUUAACAAAGUGACAAAACGUAAUUUACAAAGCUCUUCAGUUAAUGCUUCCUUAAAUUAUUUAUCAAUAUGAGAAACAGUGGUAUAAUUUUAUUCAUGUGUGCAGGUCUGCUACUGAGCGGCGGAGCGAUCCUGGGCGGCUCGACGGCGUGGAGCCUGCUGCGCAUGUCGUACUACUUCUGGACCUCGGACCUGGCCGUGGAGCUGGCGUCGACCGUAGCGUUCGUGGCGGGCGCACUGCUGUGCCUGCCGGUGUGCUGGCUGGCGACGCUAGUGCCUUACCAUCCGCGGUCGCAACCGCUAUUCGCUACGCUGCUGUGUGUGGCAAUGACGGCGAUGCUGUUGCUGACGGUGGGACAGUGCUCGCUAGGCGGGCUGGCGCGCGCGCUGCGUGAGCCCGCCGCGCUCAACGCCAGCAUGCACCGCGCCAUGAGCCUCCAGGCCGUCGACCCCGCUAUGCGGACCUCCUUCGCCGCGAUGCAGCUGGAGCUGCGAUGCUGCGGAGUGCAGGACCACUCCGACUGGUACAAGCACCGCCGUGCUCUGCCGCCGUCCUGCUGCGGACGCAUAAGCAAUUUUAAGCGCGAGUCUUCGUGCGAAGCGUCGCAGCUGCCGUCCCCGCAGACGGGCUGCCUCCGGCUCGCGAAGGUAGAGCUGCGCAACUACGCAAGUGCCCUCUCUGCGCUUUCCUCUGCCAUCAUCAUGAUUUUGGCGGUAACGGUGUUCACGGCGGCGUACACCUUGGCGUCGGGCGUGGUGGAGCGCCAGAAGUCGACGCUGCGGGUAGCGUACCUUACGCCGCCGCCCGCUUUGCUUGCCUGCUACCCGCCCAAUCUUCCCCCGCCCGCCCCGACAAUGCCCUAACAUGUACCGCACCGUUUUGUCUGCAGGUCUGCACCAUGUUAGUGUGUAGCUGCUCUGUGUAUACUCUGUAUUUAAGGCUGCGGGGAAUUUUAUGUACAUUUUUGUACUGUAGUUACUAUAAAAAAGAUAAUCGCUUUUAUUAACCGUCUAUUACAAAUGUAAUUACCUGUUUAAUGUAUCAAAAUUAAAUAAAUUUCAUCGUUGUUAUUUACAAUAAAUUAAAAGCCUGCAAAUAA